AUGGCGUCGUCCUUUCGCUGGACGGCGCUGUUGCUGCUGUUUGGCAUUCUGAGCUGCCUCAUACAGUCGGCUGUUGCUGUUAAAGAGAAGGACUUCAAGAAGUGCAACCAAUCCGGCUUCUGUAAACGAAACCGCGCUUAUGCCGACGACGCUAUCGCCCAAGGUUCUAACUGGAAGGCACCUUACGAAAUUUUGGCCGAUUCGACAUCUUUCGAGGAUGGAAAGCUGGAGGCCAUGGUAAUCAAGACCAUCAAUACCAACGGAGACACCGUUCGCCUCCCCCUUACAAUUUCCUUCCUUAAAUCUGGUGCCGCCCGAGUAACGAUGGACGAGGAGAAACGACGCAACAAGGACGUUGUACUCCGGGACGACAGUCAAGUUCGUAAGGAACGAUACAAUGAGGCUGAUAAGUGGGUUCUUGUUGCUGGUCUGGAUCUCGACAAGGACGCACAACUUGCACAUCAAGACAAGACUCAAAUCAACAUCAAGUAUGGAACUGAUGCCAAGCAAGAGGCCAUCGUCAAGUUUUCGCCUUUUGAAAUCGACUUCCAACGCGAUGGUAACUCGCAUGUCAAGUUUAACGACCGUGGUUGGUUGAACAUGGAGCAUUGGCGACCCAAGAUUGAGAACAAGGAGGGCGAGGAGGCCGCUGAGGAUGAGAGUACAUGGUGGGACGAGUCUUUUGGUGGAAACACUGACACCAAGCCUCGUGGACCUGAGAGUGUGGCCAUGGACAUCACUUUUCAUGGAUACGAGCACGUAUUUGGAAUUCCUGAGCAUACUGGCCCCCUGUCAUUGAAGCAGACUCGUGGUGGAGAUGGCAACUACGCCGAGCCCUACCGCAUGUACAACGCCGAUGUGUUCGAAUACAUCCUCGACAGCCCAAUGACACUCUACGGUGCUAUCCCUUUCAUGCAGGCUCAUCGUAAGGAUUCGUCUGUUGGUGUUUUCUGGCUCAAUGUUGCUGAGACUUGGGUUGAUAUCACCAAGGACAAGAGCAGCAUGAACCCUCUGAGUCUCGGUGCUGGUGGAAAGACAAGCACUCAUACCCAUUGGAUUUCCGAGAGUGGUCUCCUCGACGUCUUCGUGCUUCUCGGUCCCACUCCCUCCGAUCUCACCAAGACAUACGGAGAGUUGACUGGCUACACUGCGAUGCCUCAAGAGUUUGCUAUCGGUUAUCACCAAUGCCGAUGGAACUACAUCUCCAGUGAUGAUGUCAGGAACGUUGAUCGCAACAUGGACAAGCACAAGAUUCCAUAUGAUGUCAUCUGGUUGGAUCUUGAGUACACCGACGACCGAAAGUACUUUACCUGGGAGCCUCAUUCAUUCCCCGACCCUAUUGACAUGGGUGAGCAUUUGGAUGCCCAUGGCCGUCAGCUUGUUGUCCUUCUUGACCCCCAUAUCAAGAAGACUGACAACUACGCCGCCUCUGAGGAAAUGCUUGCUCAAGACCUUGCUGUCCACAACAAGGAGGAAAAGCCGUAUGAAGGAUGGUGCUGGCCUGGAGCUUCCAACUGGAUUGACUGCUUCAACCCCAAGGCAAUUGAAUGGUGGAAGACUAUGCUCAAGUUCGACAAGUUCAAGGGUACCAUGAGUAACACCUGGAUGUGGAACGACAUGAGCGAGCCUUCGGUUUUCAACGGACCCGAAGUAACCAUGCCCAAAGACAAUAUUCAUCAUGGAGGAUGGGAACAUCGUGAUGUCCAUAACCUGAACGGCCUGACCUUCCAAAACGCCACUUUCCAAGCUCUCCUUCACCGUGAGAAGGGAGAGCUUAGACGACCUUUCAUCUUGACACGAGCCUUUUACGCUGGAUCGCAAAAGCUUGGCGCCAUGUGGACAGGAGACAACCAGGCUGACUGGGGACAUUUGGCGGCUUCUAUCCCCAUGACUUUGAACCAGGGAAUCUCUGGUUUCCCCUUCGCUGGUGCUGAUGUUGGAGGCUUCUUUGGCAACCCUGAGAAAGACCUACUUGUUCGCUGGUACCAGACUGGUGUGUGGUACCCCUUCUUCCGAGCUCAUGCGCAUCUCGAUGCCCGACGUCGAGAGCCUUAUCUCCUAGGCGAGCCUUACACCCAGAUCUCGACCGCCGCUAUCCGACUCCGAUACACUCUCCUGCCUGCUUGGUACACUGCGUUCCACACCGCGGCCCAGGACGGAAGCCCCAUUAUCCGACCCAUGUUCUGGACGCAUCCCACUGAAGAGGCUGGCUUUGCUAUCGAGGAUCAGUUCUUCGUUGGCUCAACAGGUCUUCUAGUGAAGCCGGUCACGGAGCAGGGCAAGGAAUCAGUUGACAUUUGGAUUCCUGAUGAUGAAAUCUACUAUGAUUACUUUACCUACGAUAUUCGGAAGACAAACAAGGGCAAGCAUCUUACAGUGAGCGCACCACUAGAGAAGAUUCCCAUUCUACUCCGAGGUGGGCACAUCAUCCCUCGACGCGACACCCCUCGACGAUCAAGUGCACUCAUGCGAUUCGACGACUACACGCUUGUUGUCUCAGCUUCCAAGGCUGGCGCCGCAGAGGGUGAGCUUUACGUUGAUGACGGUGAUUCAUUUGAUUACGAGCAAGGUCAAUACAUCCACCGUAAGUUCACCCUCGGUGGUAACACAUUAACUUCUCUUGAUGCCGAGGGACGUGACACCAAGUCAGUCAAGGCUGGCUCAUGGCUGAAGGCUAUGGAAAACGUCCACGUCGACAAAAUCGUCAUUGUCGGCGCACCCAAGACCUGGGACCAGAAGGAGGCUCAAAUUGAGUCAGAGGGACGAACAUGGACAGUCAAGAUUCAAUAUCAUGCAGCUCAGGGUAGCCGUGCAGCCUUUGCAGUCGUGGGUCGAGUUGGAGCCAAAAUCGGUGAAGAUUGGAGCAUUAAGCUUGCUUAA
This is a messenger RNA of Fusarium poae, 2880 nucleotides long. RefSeq lists its product as uncharacterized. The record is from RefSeq and is a predicted model, not a curated record. Gene Ontology annotation, molecular function: carbohydrate binding; alpha-glucosidase activity. Gene Ontology annotation, cellular component: glucosidase II complex. Bases 1 to 2880 code for a protein of 959 amino acids. Gene Ontology annotation, biological process: N-glycan processing; carbohydrate metabolic process. Lineage: Eukaryota; Fungi; Ascomycota; Sordariomycetes; Hypocreales; Nectriaceae. The transcript is spliced from 2 exons.